CCAUUGCAGGCCCAGCCAAUCUUUGGUCGUUGGUCCUAUUCCAAUGUCAGUUCCCCAGAUUACCUGCUUGUUACUUUCCCGUUUGUGCGACUGACCGAACCACUUCCCAGCUGUCAACCUGGCCUUCAUUUUUCAAUUCUAAAUCCUUCCCACCCAACUCAACAGCGAAGAUAGAUUAAUUAAAUAGUAAUUGGAAUUGAGAAGCUUGUUAGUAAAGUUGGAUUUGCAACAAGCUUUAGUUAGUGUAGUUCCUGGCUGUGAGUGAGAAAAGCAGAGAGAGAGAGAGAGAGAGAGAUGGUGGUGAGGAAGGUGGGGAAGUACGAAGUCGGGAGGACAAUUGGGGAGGGAACCUUCGCCAAGGUGAAGUUCGCUCAGAACACAGAGACUGGCGAGAGUGUCGCUAUGAAAGUGCUCGACCGUAGCACCAUCAUCAAGCACAAGAUGGUCGACCAGAUCAAGAAGGAGAUUUCUAUUAUGAAGCUAGUUCGGCAUCCAUACGUUGUUCGUCUGCAUGAGGUUCUAGCAAGUCGUACUAAGAUUUACAUCAUAUUGGAGUUCAUUACAGGUGGCGAAUUGUUUGAUAAAAUUGUACAACAAGGCCGUCUUAGUGAAACUGAAGCUAGAAGAUACUUCCAACAACUUAUUGAUGGUGUAGAUUAUUGCCACAGUAAGGGAGUCUAUCACAGAGAUUUAAAGCCUGAAAAUUUAUUGCUAGAUUCCCAAGGAAAUAUAAAGAUUUCAGAUUUUGGUUUGAGUGCAUUGCCAGAACAGGGGGUUAGUAUUCUUCGGACAACUUGUGGGACUCCAAAUUAUGUAGCUCCUGAGGUACUUAGCCACAAGGGUUACAAUGGAGCAGCAGCAGAUGUUUGGUCCUGUGGGGUUAUUCUCUAUGUUCUAAUUGCUGGAUAUCUUCCUUUUGAUGAGCUGGAUCUAAGUACCUUAUACAGUAAGAUUGAGAAUGCAGAGUUUUCGUGCCCUUCAUGGUUUCCUGUGGGAGCAAAAGCUUUAAUACAUAGAAUUUUGGACCCAAAUCCUGAAACUCGUAUAACCAUCGAACAGAUAAGAAGUGAUGAGUGGUUUCAGAAGAACUAUGUUCCUGUCAGUCUUCUCGAGUAUGAGGAUUUCAAUCUGGACGACAUAAAUGCAGCUUUUGAUGAUGCUGAGGAUCAAAGGGUCAAUCAACCGUGUGAGAAUGAAGUCGGGGGUCCAUUAAUGCUUAAUGCAUUUGACUUGAUAAUUCUAUCUCAAGGUUUAAAUCUUGCAACAAUCUUUGAUCGUGGACGGGAUUCCAUGAAGUACCAAACACGCUUUAUCUCUCAAAAGCCAGCGAAGGUUGUUUUAUCAAGCAUGGAAGUUGUGGCUCAAUCAAUGGGAUUCAAAACACAUAUUCGCAACUAUAAGAUGAGAGUAGAGGGUAUUGCAGCAAAUAAAACUUUUUUCUCUGUGAUCCUGGAAAUUUUUGAAGUUGCUCCGUCAUUCUUCAUGGUGGACAUUCAAAAAGCAGCUGGAGACGUAGGUGAAUACCUCAAGUUUUACAAGAACUUUUGUGGCAAUCUUGAUGAUAUCAUCUGGAAACCGCCUUAUGAAGAAAGCAAAUCGAGGAGCUCCAACAAUAAAAGUAGAAGGCGAUCCUUUCACUUCAUGUGAUAUCUUUUGCUCUCAUACACUUUGGAAAAGAGAAGGGGGAAAGUCUCGUUUGACAUAUAAAUAUUUGGGCCUUGUGAAGCCAGGUUAAAGCUCGCUUGCCUUUUUAACUCCACCGCUUUCCUUUUCUCUAACCCGCGCCCUGCUUUGCGAUGUCAUGUGGAAUAAUAUAAAGUCCAAAUUGCACACAGAAACAGGGAAGACAAGAAAAUACUAUACAUAAUCCACAUCAUUAUACCUUUGGUUUUUGUACAUCUAUUCAUGUCAGUUUUAGUUAUAACAUUAUCGUUUAUCGUGUAGUAUUUCAUACGUUAAUUGUCAAUUGAUAUGUUUGGAAGUUACCUUAGAUUCA
This is a messenger RNA of Prosopis cineraria, 1996 nucleotides long. RefSeq names its product CBL-interacting serine/threonine-protein kinase 8-like. The transcript is spliced from 14 exons. Gene Ontology annotation, biological process: protein phosphorylation; signal transduction. The record is from RefSeq and is a predicted model, not a curated record. Gene Ontology annotation, molecular function: ATP binding; protein kinase activity. The coding region runs from base 295 to 1647 and encodes 450 amino acids. NCBI's taxonomy places the organism in Eukaryota, Viridiplantae, Streptophyta, Magnoliopsida, Fabales, Fabaceae.